Molecule: messenger RNA, 504 nt
Organism: Funneliformis geosporum
Lineage: Eukaryota; Fungi; Glomeromycota; Glomeromycetes; Glomerales; Glomeraceae
Source: the annotation of a GenBank genome assembly
AUGUCAAACCAUCGUUUAUUAACUGUUGAAGAAUGGAACAAAAAAUUAUCUUCGAAUAAACAUUCGUUUCCUAUAGAUCCUGCUAUCAAAGAAAUUUUAUUUGAAUCAAAUGAGGAUCACGCGAAAUGGUCUUUAAAUCGUGAAUUACUUCAAACCUUAAAAAGUUCACUUGAGAAAAUUACAAAAUUUGACAAGGAUUCUGAUAUCAAAGAAUUUUUGUCCAAAUUCAAUAAUUUAAUUCGACUUCCACAUGUUCAGACGAGUAAAGACGGAUUAUCCUCUAAUGUCCAAAUGUUUAGUGAGCUUAUUGAUGAAACUCUCCCUAAACAUCUUGAAAAUUGGGAUGAUUCAAUUAUUGAAAUAUUAUUUUCGAUCUUUAGUCAAAUAUUAUUAUUAUUACUUGUCACUAAACAUUCUGAAAGUAUUAUGGAUCAUUUAGAAGAAGUCAAAGUUGCUGCAGAAAAGUCAACGGCAUUUAUGAAAAAGAGCGUUUUGGAAAGAUAG